AUGGAGACAGAGGGUGGCGAUGCUGUGGGCAGUAGUAGCCCUUCUCGUUCACCGAAAUCAGCGACAUUGUCGAAUGUAUGGAAAGGAUUCAAGGCCACCUUUGGCAGUUCCAACCACAACCAUGACAGACACGUGGAUGGUGUCGAUGGCACCAUCAAACACUUGGCUGACACCACGACGAACCACGAUAGACAACCCAGACCCAUGCUGGAUGACAGCAGCGUCAGCAGCAUCAGGAGCAGCCCCAUUCCCAACGACCACAGUCAUGCACCCACCUCGGAUGAAUCAGAGGAUGACGACGUGCGAGGAAUCAGCAACGACAAGGACGACGACGACGACGACGACGACGACGACAACGCCGACAACAAGAACGCUGAUGGUGUAAAUGGUGUUGCAGAAGACGAAGAUGAUGAUGAAGGCAAAGAAGAAGCGAGUGUAAGUACCAGCGGCAAUGGUGUCGGUGCUGCUGACAAAACAGCCACAGCUCGUCUCUCCUUGCGCUCCAGCAGCACCGGUGUCGUUGGCCGCGAGCGUAUCAGGUCACCUUUGGCCCAACAGGACGGUGUAUUAGACCACCAAGACUCUGGCAUUGCAAACGACCCACAUGCAACUGCAAGGGACAAGAACAGCAGAAGACGGGCCGCAGCAGGCUCCCGUCGCUUCAACCGCAAUCUCCACUUCCCCGGUACCCAACACGACGAGGCACCAGCAACAAGCGCAGAACCAGAUGCUGGCGCGAGGACAGCGUCGUGGUGGCGGCGGUAUUGGCAACAGGGGGCGUGGUGGGCGCGCGACAGCCUGCUGCACCUCAAGACAGCGCUGCUGAUGGCGGUGUGGACGGUAGUGCACGUGCUGCGUGCCGUGCUGGUGCGCUUUGCGUGGGUAACGACAGGCUCCCUCUCUGGCACGCGAAGCAUUGUGACGGGCGUGGUGGAGCUGUUUGCAGACGUGUGCGACGUGGCCAACCAGAUUGCCGCGCACUGGCUGACGCGUGGCCUGGGCCCGUCGCAGCGCUCAAGCCUCAAGGCCACGCUGCGAUACCAGCUCAAACAUGCGCGCACGUACGACGAGUGGAAGGACACGGCCAUCCAGCUCGACAAGCUGGUGGGGAACGUGACGUGGAAGAUGGGGUUUGAGAGCACGCUGUACGACUACAUGCUGCUGCGUGACCACCUGGACGCGUUUUACCAGGCGCGCAUGAAGGACGACCGCGCACGCAUGGCGUGGCUGCUCCGCACGACCUUACACCGCAACCUGGCCAACAUGGGCAACCCAAAGCUGUUUGAGCGGUGCUACCACGGCACGAAGGACCUGAUUGAGCAGUACGUGAGCGAGGUGGUGUACCAAAUCAACUACCUCGCGGACACAAACAUCCCUGGCCUCUCGCACGAGGACAAGCUGCAGAUGUUUGAGGCAAUGCGAAGCUCGUUUGGCCGCUCUGCGCUGCUGCUGAGUGGCGGUGGCGGCUUUGGCAUCUACCACCUCGGUGUUGUGCGUGUGUUGCAUAAGGAAGGGCUGUUGCCGCGCAUUCUGUCCGGGUCGUCGGCAGGCUCUCUGAUGGCCAGUCUCAUCUGCACGCGCACGGACGAGGAGCUGGACGAGUUCUUCGAGAAUGAGAUUCCAGACGUCAAAAACUGGAAUCUGCUGGUGCCUGACGGGGAAGACGUUGACUUUGCGUCGCUCCUUCGGCGCCUCUUCAGGACCGGGUCAAUGGCGGACGUGCGUGUGCUGGAGAAGUGCAUCUAUGACAACAUCGGUGACAUCACGUUUGAGGAGGCGUACAAGCGAACGGGCCGUGUGCUGAACAUCACCAUCAACGCCCGCGAUUCCAGCGAGUCGCCACGCCUGCUCAACCACCUCACUGCCCCGAAUGUCGUCAUCGCCAGCGCCGCGUGCGCCUCCUGCGCUCUCAUGGGCCUCUUUGACACCGUCGAGAUCAAGGCUGAGUUUGGGCAUGGGCGUCGCGUGGCGUGGAACCCGGGCGGACAAGUGUGGAGUGACGGCUCGAUGGAGACAGAUUUGCCCAUGGAACAGCUGGCUGAGCACUUUAAUGUGAACCAUUUUAUCGUCAGCCAAGUGAAUCCGCAUAUUCUCCCGUUUCUGCGCUAUCGCUCCUUCUGGAACAGUCGACUCCUGCAGCUCGUGCGCUCCGAGAUGCUGUAUCGGCUUGAACAGCUGCUCAAGCUUGGGUUCAAACCUCACUGGAUCAAGAACUUCAGCCACUUGUUAUCACAGCCCUACAGCGGUGACAUCACAGUCACCCCACGCGUCACCCUCAACGAUUAUCUCUACCUGGUGUCGAAUCCAACGCCUGAGCGGGUGCGGCACGGCGUGCUUGUGGGACAGCUGGCCACGUGGCCCAAGCUCAGCAUCCUGCAGAGCCACUGUCAGAUUGAGAUGGCACUCGACAAUGCCGUGCACCGUCUUGGUGGCGGCGAGCCCCACUGUUGA
Molecule: messenger RNA, 2451 nt
Organism: Salpingoeca rosetta
Lineage: Eukaryota; Choanoflagellata; Craspedida; Salpingoecidae
Exons: 11
Coding region: 1-2451 (816 amino acids)
Biological process (GO): lipid metabolic process
Molecular function (GO): triacylglycerol lipase activity
Source: RefSeq, a predicted model, not a curated record